This is a messenger RNA of Morchella importuna, 1449 nucleotides long. RefSeq lists its product as uncharacterized. NCBI's taxonomy places the organism in Eukaryota, Fungi, Ascomycota, Pezizomycetes, Pezizales, Morchellaceae. The record is from RefSeq and is a predicted model, not a curated record. Bases 1 to 1449 code for a protein of 482 amino acids. The transcript is spliced from 4 exons.
AUGCUUUCACUAAGGCUGCCUAUUCGCAAUCUUGCUGCUGCCACCAGCAAGAGAUCUGUUGUCAUACCUGCUACGCAGAAGCCUGCUGGGGAUAUCUCUUCUGUGUUUCCUUCACUUUCUGGUGUAGCAUCUGCCCCGCUCCAGCCACGCUUUGCGACGCUCAAAUCAAAAUUCCUCAAAGGGAAUGAAGAGCAGUUGCAGGCUUCGUGGGACAGGUUGACCAAGGCACUCAAGCGAGAAGUUGAGGAAAUUGGCGAGAUGGGGACUAAGGUUAUCCCAACUAUUGAGUACAAAGAUAUCGCAAAUGCAUCUCCACUUGAUAUUGCGGAGAUCAAACGCCGCGGAACUGUGGUCAUUCGCAACGUGAUCCCUGAGGAGGAAGCUCUUCAGUUGAAGGCGGAUCUCAAAGAUUAUAUCCGUCAAAACCCAAAGGCAAAAGCCUUUCCUGCUGCCUCUCCGGCUGUCUAUGAGCUUUAUUGGUCACCCUCUCAAGUCCGCGCUCGCUCGCACCCGUCGCUCCUUAAGGCUCAAACGUUCCUCAUGUCAAUGUGGCACAGUUCAUCUUCCGCCACCCAGAUCUCGGUCAAACAUCCCCUUACCUAUGCUGACCGGCUCCGUAUCCGUCUUCCCGGUGAUGCUGGGUUUGCGCUUGGCGCCCAUGUCGAUGGUGGCUCUUUGGAGCGCUGGGAAGAUCCAGAGUACAAUGCGGUUUAUAAAAAGAUUUUUCAAGCUGAUUGGGAGAACUACGACGCAUAUGAUGCGCGCCAUCGUGUUAAUGCUACUAUGGAUCUCUACAACGGUGCCGGAAGUUGCGCCAUGUUCCGCAUGUGGCAAGGCUGGCUGAGUAUGUCAAAUACAGGCCCAAAUGAAGGCACCCUCCUCGUCAACCCCUUGCUCAAGCACGCCACUGCUUACACGCUUCUCCGCCCCUUUUUCGCCCCAUCUGCCGCCAACCCGAACUCUCUCUCCGGCUGGCGUAUCCCCGAGACCACCACCCCAGAGUUCCCCGGCGCAGUUCCGGCUGCUUCUCAGGAAUUUAACGAUAAGUGGCACCCCCACCUUAAUCUCUCAAAGACCAUGGUCCAUGUUCCUCGCGUUGCACCAGGCGACUUUGUUGCCUGGCACUGCGAUACCAUCCACUCCGUGGACCGCAUCCACAAAGGCACUGGCGAUAGCAGCGUCCUAUACAUUCCCGCUGUCCCGCUUUGCAAGACAAGCACUGAGUAUGCGGUUCGCCAGCGUGACGCAUUCUUGGCCGGUGUCCCGCCCCCAGAUUUCCCCAGUGGCGACGGAGAGACCGGUGGUGGUAUGGGAGGGCUCUCGGACGUUCUCGGAGGCGAGGGAAGGAGAGCUAUGGGCCUCGGAAACGAUGGUUGGAGCUUGGAAGGGCUUGAGGGGGGCGAGAGAGAUAUCGUUGAGAGUUCCAACAAAAUCAUGGGUUGGAACUAA